CUUCCGAUGCCCCGCCUUUGCAGGGAACGUGGUGACAUCAUUGCGCCCGCCCUUGCUGUGCAGGCGAGGAGACCCCGCAGCGAGCUGCCAACGCCCGGCGAAGGGAAGAGAGAGAGGGCGAGCGAGAGGGAGGAAAAAGGGCCAGCCGAGUUGUGUGAGAUUGAUCUUGGACUUGAUACAAUAACAGACAUUCGCUAUGCAGACAAUUAAGUGUGUAGUUGUCGGAGAUGGUGCUGUUGGUAAAACAUGUCUUCUAAUUUCCUACACAACAAACAAAUUUCCAUCGGAAUACGUACCAACGGUAUUUGACAACUAUGCUGUAACAGUGAUGAUUGGUGGCGAGCCAUAUACUUUAGGCCUGUUUGAUACUGCGGGGCAAGAAGAUUAUGACAGAUUACGGCCUCUCAGCUAUCCACAGACAGAUGUGUUUCUGGUCUGUUUCUCAGUGGUCUCGCCAUCUUCAUUUGAAAAUGUGAAAGAGAAGUGGGUACCUGAAAUAACUCACCAUUGUCCAAAGACUCCUUUUUUGCUUGUUGGGACCCAAAUUGAUCUCAGAGAUGACCCUUCCACAAUUGAGAAACUUGCCAAGAAUAAGCAGAAGCCUAUUACUCCGGAGACUGCCGAAAAGCUGGCGCGGGACUUGAAGGCUGUCAAAUACGUGGAAUGCUCUGCGCUCACACAGAAAGGCCUAAAGAAUGUAUUUGACGAGGCGAUAUUGGCUGCCCUGGAGCCCCCGGAGCCGAAGAAGAGCCGCAGGUGUGUGCUGCUAUGAACGUCCCUUCACGGCCCCUUCUGCAAAGCUGGUGUUGAUGUCAUACUAAAAGCGAUGUUGAAAUCAAAUUAAAGAUUCAGAUUUUCCAAUUGGUUUUUUUUCUUUUUGCAAUAAUGACAAAUGCCGUGCGACCUGUACCCAUGCCCUCCCCCUUGUGUGAGAUGGAAAUGUUAGUGCUCUUCUCCAGUGCUCUUCGGAUAGACUAAUUUUUUAAAACAAAUAAUGUAUUCAACAAACAGCGAUCAGUACUAGUCUUUUUGUUUACUGUUUAAACUUUUGUUUUUAAAAUUCAGACAUGCUUGUGGUGAUUUUUCUCUCUAAAGACUAAUUCUAGGCUCUGGCCGUUCGGCUCUUAUCCCAUCAAGCUAGGCUGGUACAAUAUGGAUUCUGUAACCAGCUUGCGGUCUGGGGGGUUGAACAGGUUUUAGUCCUUGGAUCGUAUCCAGAAAGCGGAAGUGUCCCCAACUGGUGCUCCUUUUGAAGAUGGGUGUAUUACAUCCUUCUAAUCUGCAUCUCCUCUACAGUUGCCUUGGAUCUGUUUUCCUUGAUUUUCUCUGAGCAGGUCAGAAAUUCCGAUCUUGCCCUUUAAGAGAUAGUGUAAUUGAGCCUUUGGCUCAUGAAUUCAGCCAAAAGCUUUUGUGUGAGGUUUUUUUCUCUCUCUUUUUUUUAAAAAAGCCCAACUUUGCCAAUUACCUUUUGUGAUUUUUCAAAACUUUUGACAUCGUUAGGUGUUAACGAAGAGGGGCGAACUGCGUCUUUUGUGCAAACCCACCAGACUGAGUUGAUUUAACUCGUCCCUCUUUUUGGCAAGCGCAGGCUUCUGACGUUCAGCGGCAGAACGGCUUGCUGUGUUGAAAUCCACUUACAUGGCCUUUGCAUGCUCUAGUGGUGGUUUGAAGCUGACAGGCUGACUGUGCCUCCAGACUUCGAUGUUAUCCGUGGAUGGAUGGGGGAGGAAUGAGAUGUGCCUCAUCCAGAAAAAACCAUAGAGGGGAAAGACAGUCAAUAUGGCACCUUGGGGACCAAUUGAGGAAGUACCCUAAAAGUGCAUUGCGCAUCAGUAGGUCUGGUUGCCCAGAUGGUCGUUCAGUGUAACAGAUCUCAUACGAGGGUCUUUUGACUCCAGUGUUAAUAAGGAUCUUACAAAAACUAUACUCCAGCUUAAUACUUCUCAAUCUUCCCAGACUCUAAUUCUUGUAGACUUGUUAGUGUUGAACUGAUGCUUUUUCCAUGUCUAAGUUCUUUGUAUAUGCAUUUUUUUCAGAUGUAUUAAACAUAAAGUAUCUUCCACAA
Sphaerodactylus townsendi is the source of this 2065-nucleotide messenger RNA. RefSeq names its product cell division cycle 42 (gene CDC42). The record is from RefSeq and is a predicted model, not a curated record. NCBI's taxonomy places the organism in Eukaryota, Metazoa, Chordata, Lepidosauria, Squamata, Sphaerodactylidae. The coding region runs from base 197 to 772 and encodes 191 amino acids. Gene Ontology annotation, molecular function: GTP binding; GTPase activity. Gene Ontology annotation, biological process: modification of synaptic structure; small GTPase-mediated signal transduction. Gene Ontology annotation, cellular component: dendritic spine. The transcript has 6 exons.